Messenger RNA from Dichomitus squalens LYAD-421 SS1, 638 nucleotides. Its product is annotated as myosin H. Gene Ontology annotation, molecular function: actin filament binding; microfilament motor activity; ATP binding. The annotation marks the transcript as partial. Gene Ontology annotation, cellular component: actin cytoskeleton; cytoplasm; vesicle. Gene Ontology annotation, biological process: vesicle transport along actin filament; actin filament organization. The record is from RefSeq and is a predicted model, not a curated record. Lineage: Eukaryota; Fungi; Basidiomycota; Agaricomycetes; Polyporales; Polyporaceae. The transcript has 4 exons.
UCCCAUAAUGCCCCCUCCAAGGCCCUCACACAGCGCAGAGGCCGCUCGAGCAGCCGCCGCACAAGCCGAAUUCAACGAGAAGAAGUGGGUCUGGGUUCCCGACGACAAAGAUGGCUACCUCGCAGGCUGGGUCGUCAGAGAGCAGGACGAUGUCGGCGAAGUCGUCAUGGCCUCAGGAGGAGAGAUCCGCAAGGUUCCUCUCUACGCAUUGUCCAAGAUGAAUCCCCCAAAGUUCGACAGAGUAGACGACAUCGCUGACCUCACCUUCCUCAACGAGGCCAGCGUCGUACACAACCUCCGCCUCCGAUAUGGCUCCGGUGCCAUCUACACUUACUCCGGUCUCUUCUUGGUCGCCAUCAAUCCAUAUCAAUCCCUACCCCUAUAUUCGGAUGCCAUUGUACACCAAUACCGCGGCAAGCGUCUCGACGAGAACCCUCCCCACAUCUUCGCAGUCGCAGAACGUGCUUGGGUCAAUAUGGGCGAGGAGCGCGAGAACCAGAGUAUCCUCAUCACUGGCGAAUCUGGUGCAGGCAAGACGGAGAGCACCAAGAAGGUCAUCCAGUACCUCGCCGCCAUCGCCACCGACGCACACGCCCCCUCACUGACCCCCUCCCACUCCCAAUCCCCCUCGCUCUCCA